Messenger RNA from Hippopotamus amphibius kiboko, 1325 nucleotides. RefSeq names its product retinol dehydrogenase 16-like. NCBI's taxonomy places the organism in Eukaryota, Metazoa, Chordata, Mammalia, Artiodactyla, Hippopotamidae. The record is from RefSeq and is a predicted model, not a curated record. The coding region runs from base 1 to 600 and encodes 199 amino acids. The transcript is spliced from 3 exons.
AUGUGGCUGUCCCUGGCGGUCGUUGCGGGCCUGUACUACCUCCUGCGCUGGUACCGGGAGAGGCAGGUGGUGAGCCACCUGCGGGACAAGUUCGUCUUCAUCACGGGCUGUGACUCGGGCUUCGGGAACCUGCUGGCCAGGCAGCUGGACCUGCGAGGCUUGAGGGUGCUGGCUGCAUGUCUGACGGAGCAGGGCGCCGAGCAGCUGAGGAACCAGACGUCCGACAGGCUGGAGACGGUGAUCCUGGACGUCACCAAGACGGAGAGCAUCGCUGCGGCCGCCGAGUGGGUGAAGGAGCGUGUGGGGGACAGAGGACUCUGGGGUCUGUUGAAUAACGCCGGCAUUUGCACACCCAUGGCUCCCAAUGAGUGGCUGCACAUAGAGGACUUCGAGAGGAUGCUAGACGUGAACGUGUUGGGGGUGAUCGAGGUGACCCUGAGUCUGCUGCCCCUAGAGCGGAAGGUGAGGGGCCGUCUGGUCAAUGUCUCCAGUGUCAUUGGCAGGUUGAGUCUCUUGAGUGGGGGCUGCUGCAUGUCCAAGUACAGCGUGGAGGUCUUCUCGGACUCCCUCAGGCUUCUCCUGAGGCUCUGGGGAUAUUAGGAAGAAAGGGCCAAGUUUUAUGGCUGAGGAACAGGGAUCCAAUAGCACACAUCUGUGUCCUGUUCCUGGAGCAGCCUCUCAAGGCUCUGAGCCUCAUGGCCUUCUGCCACCCUGAGGAAUCUGCACUGUUUGGACCGUGUGAGCAGCUGGCAGGGGGCUCGGUCCCACCAGCUUCACCUCUGAUCACCUCCUCGGGAUGUGCCUUGGUUUCCCCAUCCCACAGGAUGGAAAUGGCCUGGAGGAGGCAAAGGGUCAUCUCUCUACUGAAAAUACCUGUGGGCAGGGCUUGGGGAUGCACAGGGCAAGCACCAGCCUGACCCAUCAGCCUCACGUGCCAACUGAAGGAAGGCCAGCCAUCAGAGUGAGCAGCAUUCUUGGUCCUGGGAGAAGAGCCCUCUGUGUGGUCCUGCAGCCUGCCCGUCCCCCAUUCCAUGGCCUGCGUUUUUCUGAUGCUGGGAGUUCAAGUCCAGGGAAGUGCUGCCUGGGCCAGCGGCCAGCAGGCAGGCCCCUGCGAUGGUGAGUCAGGCCCAGGCCUGUCUUGGGGCAGUUCCAAGUCAUUCUUUUUCAGGCCUGGAGACAAACCCCUGGAUCUCACCAACUGGGACCGUCUCAAGAACUGGGACACUCCUGGGCCUGCUCCUGAGUGACAUUGCCUGACUUCUCCUAGCCAAGACUUCCUGUUCAUUCACCAACGAGGCAGACAGAGUUCUGAGAUGCCUCCUAGA